Osmerus eperlanus (European smelt) is the source of this 1448-nucleotide messenger RNA. It is a transcript of the gene csmd1a, whose product is annotated as CUB and Sushi multiple domains 1a. The coding region runs from base 702 to 1448 and encodes 248 amino acids. The transcript is spliced from 5 exons. Lineage: Eukaryota; Metazoa; Chordata; Actinopteri; Osmeriformes; Osmeridae. The record is from RefSeq and is a predicted model, not a curated record.
UGCUUAGGAGGCGUCACGAGCCUGUAAUUGGGUGGUGUCACUGUUAGCGGACUUACAUUAAGAUUAGGUUAAAAUCAUUACGGCGCGGGCUUGUGCUCUUAAUGACGGAUUUAACUUAGCUCACUGCCCCUGGCACUGAACGGACAAACAACAAAACGGGCUUUGUGAAUAGGGAUUCUCGGUUCACCUCGAGUCCUCUGGUCCGCCUCCACCUCAGAGAUACGGUCUCAUGUCCGUCAUGUCGUUGUGACAAGUCACCAGGCGAAUUCGGGGAUUUAGAUUUGAACGGAUACUGGCGGCUUGGGAAACGGAUGAAAAACACUCCACAUCCCUGAGUCUGGCGCGUUAUAGACUUAUUAGAUUAUUUGAUGUACUGUGCUCGUGUGAUGGAUGGUUGGUGUGGAUGAUAGACUCCCCUGUGGCCCGAGCCUUUUCCCUCUCUAGUUGAGUACGUAUCAGGACUGGGAACUCCGCGUCUCUCGGUAAAAAGGCUCGAGAUUAACCAACGCACCCGCUUGCGAGGAAUCGAGCUGCGCGCUCUGCCCCCGUUGGAGAGAUGGUUGAGUCCGCGUGAAGGUUGGUGUGGGAGCUAAGCAGAGCCGUUCACUUCGAGCUGUGACCGCGCGCCAGCCACAACGGCAGACGCACCGCUACCGGCAGAGGAACGGGAGAUCGAAAAGAAAGACGAGCUUCAUGUGACCAUGAAAACGGGUGAUUUAGAGGGCUCGCGCAUCGCCUCGACGACGGAUUCCCUAUCCCCGCUAAAGACAGGAUGUAUUAAACACAGAACGGUGGACUUUUUCCAAGCCAAAAAGAUGCGGAUUAAAACUGGGAUUCUAUUUUGGAAUCUGGUAUUCUUGAUGACGGUCACGUGUCUUGAAGGGUUCGUGUAUACGUGUGGGGGGAUGCUAAAAGGCAGGAACGGCACCAUCGAGAGCCCAGGUUUCCCGUACGGCUAUCCCAACGGUGCCAACUGCACCUGGGUCAUCAUCGCCGAGGAGGGCAGCCGGAUACAGGUCCUCUUCCAGGCCUUCGCCAUCGAGGAAGAGUACGACUUCCUGUCGCUCUACGACGGACACCCCCACCCCGCCAACUUCAGGACCAGGUUGACAGGGUUCCAUGUCCCACCCCCAGUGACCAGUACAGGCUCAGUGUUUGCUCUGAGACUCACCAGCGACUUUGCUGUCAGCGCGCACGGCUUCAAACUCUACUACGAAGUGCUGCAGAGCAGUGCGUGUGGUAACCCCGGCGUACCCCCCAAGGGCCUGCUCUCUGGGUCGCGCUUCAACGUGGGGGAUGUGAUCCACUACUCGUGCGUGACGGGCUACGUCCUGGAUGGCCACGCCCAGCUCACCUGCAUCACCAACGCCGGCAACGCCCCUAUCUGGGACUUCCCCGUCCCCAUCUGCAGAGGCUGUGAGAGUCUGCAGGAACACACACUUGAUUGA